Aspergillus tanneri is the source of this 1338-nucleotide messenger RNA. Its product is annotated as CaiB/BaiF CoA transferase family protein. The coding region runs from base 1 to 1338 and encodes 445 amino acids. The transcript has 6 exons. The record is from RefSeq and is a predicted model, not a curated record. Gene Ontology annotation, molecular function: catalytic activity. NCBI's taxonomy places the organism in Eukaryota, Fungi, Ascomycota, Eurotiomycetes, Eurotiales, Aspergillaceae.
AUGCAUGUCCUCUUGAAGUUACACCGCUCUGUUGUUGCCCGUCCGUCUGUUCUCGCCGCUCGAAGGCGCACGCAACAAUGGCGUUUCUACUCCAGCGCAAUUCCCCCCUCCAGUGAUACCCUUCCCCUGGCAGGAAUUCGUGUUCUAGAUAUGACGAGAGUGUUGGCUGGUCCAUACUGCACUCAGAUACUAGGAGAUUUAGGAGCCGACGUGAUCAAAGUAGAACACCCCGUUCGUGGCGACGACACCCGCGCCUGGGGUCCGCCCUAUGCCAAGUACCAGAAUGAGUCGCAUCAGGGCCCCGGUGAAAGUGCUUACUACCUUGCGGUCAACCGCAAUAAGAAAUCCAUUGGUCUCUCCUUUGCGCACAAACCCGGAGUCGAAAUCCUGCACCGACUUGUCAAAGAGUGCGACGUGCUGGUGGAAAACUACCUUCCGGGCAGCCUCAAGAAAUAUAACAUGGACUACGAAUCACUACGGUCUAUUAACCCCAAGCUGAUCUAUGCUAGUAUCACCGGCUAUGGCCAAACGGGCCCAUACAGCAACCGGGCCGGUUACGAUGUCAUGGUGGAGGCCGAAAUGGGCUUGAUGCACAUCACCGGAAACCGGGAUGGUGAUCCCGUCAAGGUUGGUGUGGCCGUUACGGAUCUGACCACCGGGUUGUACACGUCGAAUGCCAUCAUGGCUGCCUUGCUGGCCCGGGCACGGACCGGGAAGGGGCAGCACAUUGAUGCAUGUCUAAGCGACUGUCAAAUCGCCACAUUGGCCAACAUUGCCAGCUCCGCUCUAGUCAGCGGGGAGAAGGACUCGGGGAGAUGGGGGACCGCCCAUCCAUCCAUUGUUCCCUACAGGAGCUACCGGACGAGGAAUGGAGACAUUCUCUUUGGGGGCGGUAACGACAGGCUCUUCGGGGUGUUGUGCGAUCGUCUAGGGUAUCCCGAGUGGAAGACAGAUCCUCGUUUCGUCACCAACCAAGACCGUGUGCAGAAUCGAAAAGAGAUCGAUAGUCUCAUCGAGAAGAGGGUCAAGCAGAAGACCACGCAAGAGUGGUUGGAAAUCUUGGAAGGUAGUGGAAUGCCUUACGCAGCCGUCAAUGAUAUCCAGGGGACCCUGAAUCAUUCCCACGUCCAAGCUCGUGGAAUGGUUACGGAAGUCGACCAUCCAGCAUGUGGUCCCAUCAAGGUCGUCAACACACCCAUUAAGUACUCCCACGCGACCCCUGGUGUCCGGACGCCUCCCCCAACUUUGGGCCAGCACACAGAUGAAAUCCUUGGAGACCUCCUGCAGUACAAGCCCGAUGAGAUUGCUCGGUUAAAGCAGGACGGAGUGCUGUCAUAG